UCUGCUCGGAUGGAAUUAAAUCGAAUCCCUGGCGGCAUCCCACCGUUUCGUGGGCGUUCGAACAUGCUCCUGGCUUGCACUCUUCUCAUUCACUCUCUCUCUCGUCUCUCUCUUGUGUGGAAAGCAGCGGUCAGUGGCCCGGUAGCAGCACCACUUUACCGGUGGUACUCGCCACAGUCACCCUUAACCACGAGCGCUACCGGUCACGGACGGACAGGGUUCGAGGUCCAUCGUUUCAAUUCCGUCAAAAAUCAAAAAGUCUCGUGCUCGCGUCGCGCGUGUUAAAAGGGAAGGAAGGAGGGAAGGGAAGGUGACGCGAAGUGACACACGACGUGGAACGUGCCGCCGCAAUGGUCGCACCACACCUGCGUCCGAAAACAACGAUUGCUGAGCGAUGGACACCGAUUGCCUGAGCACCGAGUCCGGUGGUUGCGAAUGCUACGUCAAUGUCCCCGAGGCCGAUUCGAUAGGAUGCGUGGAGGUGUUGGCCACCGUCUGCUCGAUCGUGCUGAUGGUCCUGACCCUGCCGAUAUCCUUGUUCCUGUGCUUCAAGGUCGUGCAGGAGUACGAACGUGCCGUCAUCUUCCGGCUCGGUCGUCUCCGGUCCGGUGGUGCCCGUGGUCCCGGUGUCUUCUUCGUGCUGCCCUGCAUCGACAACUACUGUAAGGUGGACCUGCGGACGGUUUCGUUCGAUGUGCCCCCGCAAGAGGUCCUAACGCGCGAUUCCGUUACCGUGUCCGUCGAUGCCGUCGUUUACUAUCGGAUCCGGGACCCACUGAAUGCCGUCGUACAGGUGGCCAACUAUAGCCACUCGACCCGGCUGCUGGCGGCCACGACACUCCGGAAUGUGCUCGGUACCCGGAACCUUUCGGAGCUGCUGACCGAGCGGGAGGCGAUUUCGCAUUCGAUGCAAGUGACGCUCGAUGAGGCGACCGAUCCGUGGGGUGUUCAGGUGGAGCGUGUUGAGAUUAAGGACGUUUCGUUGCCGGACUCGCUGCAACGCUCGAUGGCGGCCGAAGCGGAAGCGGCCCGUGAAGCGCGCGCCAAGGUGAUUGCGGCCGAGGGUGAGAUGAAGUCAUCGCGUGCCCUCAAGGAAGCGUCCGACAUUAUGUGCGAGAGUCCGGCCGCCCUGCAGCUCCGCUACCUCCAGACGCUCAGUAGCAUCGCGGGUGAAAAGAACUCGACGAUCGUGUUCCCGUUGCCGAUCGAGUUGAUCGGUCCGUUGAUGAACUUUACUUCGUCGCUCGGCGUUGCAAGGACCCAGGGACCGGUGCCACCACCACCACCGACGAUGGUACCGUCUUCCUCGACGAGCACCUCCUCACCGCAGGCCGAUCCCGGGCAUCAGGCGCAGAUUGAGUAGCAGCAA
Molecule: messenger RNA, 1369 nt
Organism: Anopheles darlingi
Lineage: Eukaryota; Metazoa; Arthropoda; Insecta; Diptera; Culicidae
Product: band 7 protein AGAP004871-like
Exons: 3
Coding region: 395-1363 (322 amino acids)
Cellular component (GO): plasma membrane
Source: RefSeq, a predicted model, not a curated record